AUGGAUGAUAUGCAGGAGAUUUUGUUUGCUGGACCAUACAUAAUCAAUAAUAGACUUAUUAUUCUUAAACAAUGGACAACUGAUUUUGAUUUUGAGAAGGAAUUCCCCACUGAAAUUCCUCUAUGGAUUAGGUUUCCAAAACUUCCACUGAACUGCUGGGAUGUGAACUCACUAAGUAGAAUAGCAAGUUCAAUUGGCACACCUAUGUAUGCUGAUGAAUGUACAGCUAAACAAUUGAGAGUAUCCUAUGCUAGGAUGCUAAUGGUGGUGGAUAUGACAAAACCUCUGAAGGAUGAAAUAACUGUUGAAGAUUCAAAUGGGAGGACCUUCUUGCAGCCAAUUAACUAUGAUUGGAAACCAAAAUUUCGUGAAACGUGCCAAGUCAUUGGGCAUAACUACAAGCAAGAAGGGAGAAGACAGAAUCAAUAUGGUGCAACUAUGAAUGAUAAGAGCAAGCCAAAGAAGAUAACGCAGCAAUGGGUGACUAAAGAGAAAGGAAAGACAAAACAAGCAGAAGAAGAACCUACGCUAGAACAGGAAAUAAUUAUACAACAACUAGAGACCAUAAGGGUAAUGGAAGCGGGACAAGGUUCAGGUGUGACAAAGAUGAAUAUGCCAGUAUUACAUGAAGAUCAAACACCAAAGGUUAUGAGUAAAAAUCAAGAGGUGGAGAGGAUAAGUGCAGAGUUUAAUAAUAUCAAUUUUCCAGUGCUUGGUUCAGUUCCACUGAGGAAUGGAUUUCAAAUACUGAGUAGAGAGGAGAAUGGUGCUCACACUGUACCUCCUGAUAUAGGAGGAGUAGCAGCUAUUGUUGAAACAAGGGUCAAGGAGAAUAAAGCUGGAAUUAUUACUAGAAAUAUAGCCACGGGAUGGAAUAGUUUGUAUAAUUAUUCAUCUGCUAAAAAUGGGAGGAUAUGGGUACUAUGGGACACAAACAACUAUCAGGUAGUUAAGCUGACGGAGACUGCUCAGAUGAUGCAUUGUGAAAUUACAGGGAGUGCAUAUCAGACUGACUGCUUGGUGACUAUCAUAUAUGGCUUCAAUACAAUGGAACAAAGGAAGGGGUUAUGGGAAGAUCUGAAGACAUUAGCUCAAGACAGCUAA
This is a messenger RNA of Nicotiana attenuata, 1104 nucleotides long. RefSeq lists its product as uncharacterized. Bases 1 to 1104 code for a protein of 367 amino acids. The transcript is spliced from 3 exons. The record is from RefSeq and is a predicted model, not a curated record. NCBI's taxonomy places the organism in Eukaryota, Viridiplantae, Streptophyta, Magnoliopsida, Solanales, Solanaceae.